Messenger RNA from Hymenoscyphus albidus, 1204 nucleotides. The record is from the annotation of a GenBank genome assembly. Lineage: Eukaryota; Fungi; Ascomycota; Leotiomycetes; Helotiales; Helotiaceae.
AUUGCCUGUUUUGGACUGGGUGCUCCCUGAUCAAUGAGGGAGCUUCAUUGGUAGAUAUCACCGACUCCGUAGGUGCCUACCUAUGGAAUAAAUCCACGGAAUUGGAAUCCAUGUGACUCAUGAAUAUAUCUACAUCUUUGUAAUCGAACUCACGAUCCCCCAAAUUAUGAAUUGAAAACACUAGAUUCCCGAAUCCAAAGCCCUGUCAAAAUGAACGAUCCCAACCCACCCAGCUACCCAAAACUCCCUCGCAACACCGUCCAACGCUACAAAGCACGGGGUACACCCUACGCCCUCCUUACAAACCUCGAUACUAUAAGUUUUAACCAAAAGGAACAGGAACCUACGACUACCAAACCAUCCACAAAAUCAUCAACACCACCCCGCUCCUCCACGUCUCCUUCAACACUCCCUCGCCAGAUGACCCCUUCCCCGCCAUCCUCCCCAUGAUCGGCUUCAUGGGCUCCUUCACCAACCCCUCCGCCUCGCUCUCCGAACCGCUAGAUCUCUAUUUGCACGGCUACAUCUCGUCGCGUCUCAUGAGACUAAGCGACCUCGGUACCAAAAACAAAAAAGGAGAAGAAGAAAAUGAAGAAGAAGAACAAGGUCUCCCCCUAACCAUCUCCGCGACCCAUCUCGACGGCCUAGUCCUCGCACUAACCCCCAACGCCCACUCGUACAACUACCGCUCCGCCAUCCUCCACGGGUACGCAACCCCCGUUCUCAACAACGAGGAGAAACUCUGGGCCAUGGAAAGACUCACCAACUCCGUCAUUCCGGAUCGCUGGAAGCAGACGAGAGUCCCGCCUACGAAGGCGGAGAUGAUGUCGACGCAGAUUCUGAGGGUGAGGGUAGUGGAUGCGAGUGCGAAGGUGAGGGCUGGGGAGCCGCAUGAUGACCGCAAGGAUAUGGGGGAUGAGGAGGUGAGGAGGAGGGUUUGGACGGGGGUUGUGCCGACGUGGGUGCAGUAUGGGGAGCCGAAGGGUGCGGGGGGGAAUUUGGUGGAUGGGGUUCCGGAGUAUAUUGCCGAGUUUGUGAGGAGGGGGAAUGAGGGGGGGAGGAGGGAUGCGGAGGAGGGUAUGNGGAAUUUGGUGGAUGGGGUUCCGGAGUAUAUUGCCGAGUUUGUGAGGAGGGGGAAUGAGGGGGGGAGGAGGGAUGCGGAGGAGGGUAUGCUUGAGAAGGAGAAGCAAUGAGAAAGCACUGA